This is a messenger RNA of Didymosphaeria variabile, 345 nucleotides long. RefSeq lists its product as uncharacterized. The transcript has 3 exons. The coding region runs from base 1 to 345 and encodes 114 amino acids. The record is from RefSeq and is a predicted model, not a curated record. Lineage: Eukaryota; Fungi; Ascomycota; Dothideomycetes; Pleosporales; Didymosphaeriaceae.
AUGCCUCGCGGAAACGACCAGCAGACCAAGGUGCACUACAAGGGCCAGGAGGACGACUUCAUCAUCUUCGUGGACAGCGCGAACGCGGUCAAGGAGUGGAAGGAGGACAAGUCGGUACCGCUGGCUCAGGUUGUCAGCGGGUGGAAGGUAUUCAUCACACACAAGCAUGGCAACCAGGGCAUCCUCGACUCGGCAUCCAACCUCCAGCUCGAGAACGAGUUUGGCACGCACAAGGAGGAGGACGUCGUAAAGCAGAUCAUCGAGAAGGGCGACCUGCAGGAGACCGACGCCAAGGAACGCCAGGGCGACACAAACAUCACCAAGGGCCCCGCCGUUGCUCACUAG